AUGCAAAGCGUGGUGUCUGCACCCCCUCGAGGCAAGGAAAUGAGAAAACUACUUCUCAUCCAAGCGGAGCAGGUCAAUGAAGAGGCGGGCACUGCUUGGGAGUGUGGAUACGGGUGUCAGAGAUCUGCCUUUAGGUCUGCUGUGAGUCUUGUCAUCACUGGAAACAAGGAAAGGAGGAGGAAAUUACUGCAGAUCAGUGAAGGCAAGGGCAGAGGAGGGGCUGGGGUUGGCCUGAAAGCUGGCAUCCGUGGCCCUGCCAACGCUAAAGCCAAGGCUAAGAUCCAAGCCAAGGCUAAGAUCCAAGCCAAGGCAGUGGCUGAGGCAGAACUGAAAACAGGACUGGUGACCCAGGCCAAGGCUGGGGAUGGAGCAGUGGCCAACACAGUGACCUAUGCUGAGGCCAUGGCUAUGGCAAGGCAAGUAAGCAAGAUGGAAUCUAAGACUAAGACUAGAGUCAUGGCUGAGACCAAGGCAACCCCCCUGACAGAACCUAGUGUAGUGUCCCAAACCAAGUCAAAGGCCAUGUCUAUGUCCAGGCUCAGUGCUGUGACCAAUUAUAAAGGGAAGGCUGGUGUUGGAAGUGAAGCCAAUAUUGGUUCCAAAGACAACAUUGGGCCCAGGUCCCAGAGAAGGAGCGAGGCCAGCAUCAAGUUGAAGGUUGGGGACAGAGCUGGCAAUGUAACUCAGUUCGGUGAUGAGGAUGAGGAAAAUGUCUGUUCUUGGUUUUGGACUGGAGAAGAACCUAGUGUAGGAUCCUGGUUCUGGCCUAAAGAAGACAACCCAUUUCAAGUGUAUAAGCCUCCAGCUAAGAUCCAGGAAAAGCCUAAGCCUACACCCAAACCUGAACUUACUAUAAAGCAAAAAGCAAAAGCAUGGUCAAGGGCCAGGUUUUCUGUCCUAGUUCCGGUAGAUGGAGGGGAGCAAUCCUUACCUCCAGGAGGGAAUUGGACUCUGGUUGAUACCUUGAUUGAAACUCCACUAGGGAUUCGACCUCUGACCAAAAUCCCACCCUAUGAUGGGCCUUACUUUCAGACCUUAGCUGAGCUCAAAAAGCAGGUUAAGUAUAGGGAAAAGUAUGGGCCCAAUCCAAAAACCUGUCGCUGCAAAUCACGUGUUUUUAGUUUAGAGCCUAAAGAGUUUGAUAAACUUGUUGCCCUGCUUAAGUUAACUAGGGAUCCUUUCAUUCAUGAAAUAGCUACAAUGAUAAUGGGUGUCAGUCCUGCUUAUCCAUUUACCCAAGAUAUAAUUCAUGAUGUAGGUAUUACUGUUAUGAUUGAAAACUUGGUCAAUAAUCCCAAUAUUAAAGAACACCCUAGAACUUUAAAUAUGGUGGAUGACAACUCUGAGUUUUCUGGAGAACCACAAAUAGGAGAGUUGUACAUAAAUCAAAUUUGUAAGGACAUAAUCUUUUAUCCUUUGAACUCCCCUGAACAACUGUCUGGACUAAAAUUAUUAGUGCAGCUGAGUGUAAACUUUGAGUACCACCAUAUAAUUGUCAAUUACAUUCCAGAUUUCCUCACUUUGUUAAACAAGGGAAGUGUCAAAACCAAGUUUUAUGUUUUAAAAGUGUGUUUGCACUUGUCUAAAAAUCAAGCCAAUACAAGAGAACUAAUCAGUGCCAAAGUAUUGUCAUCAUUGGUUGUGCCCUUUAACAAAAAUGAGUCAAAGGCCAAUAUUCUUAAUAUCAUUGAAAUAUUUGAGAAUAUAAAUUUCCAAUUUAAAAAGAAGGUGAAGCUAUUUAGCAAGGAAGAGUUCACAAAAUAUGAACUUAUUUCCAUAUUUCAGGGAGCAAAAGAGUUUGGUCAGAAACUACAAGACUUAGCAGGGCACAGUGAUCCUGAGGUGAGAGAUAAAGUUAUAAGAUUAAUACUCAAACUCUGAAUAGCUGUAUGUUCUCAGAAAACCUUUAGCAGUUUUUUUGGUGUUGUAAUAUGAAACCAAUGCAACUUAUAAGAUAACUUAUGCUAUCUGUGCUGAUUGAAGGAGCUAAUUUUAUGGAUACCAAAUGAUCUUGACAGCUUGAAUGUUUGUUGGUUUUCAUUGUGCCAUAUAAGUUCAGAUAUUUUUAGUAUUUUUGCAAUAUGACCUGAUAAUGAACCUAUUCAUCCUGAGUAAGUUAUACUUCUGUGCUUUAUAUUAACAUAAGUGUAUUCAUUUAAUACUUCAAUUACAUGUGAAUAAAGUUGCAUGCUAAAACUGGUGAAAA
Dama dama (fallow deer) is the source of this 2206-nucleotide messenger RNA. It is a transcript of the gene ARMCX5, whose product is annotated as armadillo repeat containing X-linked 5. Lineage: Eukaryota; Metazoa; Chordata; Mammalia; Artiodactyla; Cervidae. The record is from RefSeq and is a predicted model, not a curated record.